GAUGCCGCAGGGCCCUGGCUCGCUGCUGCUGCUCGUCCUCGCCUCGCACUGCUGCUUGGGCUCGGCGCGCGGGCUCUUCUUUGGCCAGCCCGACUUCUCGUACAAGCGCAGCAACUGCAAGCCCAUCCCGGCCAACCUGCAGCUGUGCCACGGCAUAGAGUACCAGAACAUGCGGCUGCCCAACCUGCUGGGCCACGAGACCAUGAAGGAGGUGCUGGAGCAGGCGGGCGCCUGGAUCCCGCUGGUCAUGAAGCAGUGCCACCCGGACACCAAGAAGUUCCUGUGCUCGCUCUUCGCCCCUGUCUGCCUCGAUGACCUGGACGAAACCAUCCAGCCGUGCCACUCUCUCUGCGUGCAGGUGAAGGACCGCUGCGCUCCAGUCAUGUCCGCCUUCGGCUUCCCCUGGCCGGACAUGCUCGAGUGCGACCGUUUCCCCCAGGACAACGACCUCUGCAUACCUCUCGCUAGCAGCGACCACCUUCUGCCGGCCACCGAGGAAGCUCCAAAGGUAUGUGAAGCCUGCAAAAAUAAAAAUGAGGAUGACAACGACAUAAUGGAAACUCUUUGUAAAAAUGAUUUCGCACUGAAAAUAAAAGUGAAGGAGAUAACCUACAUCAACAGAGAUACCAAAAUCAUCCUGGAGACCAAGAGCAAGACCAUUUACAAGCUGAAUGGUGUGUCUGAAAGGGACCUGAAGAAAUCAGUGCUGUGGCUCAAAGACAGCUUGCAGUGCACCUGCGAAGAGAUGAAUGACAUCAAUGCGCCCUAUCUGGUCAUGGGACAGAAACUGGGUGGGGAGCUGGUGAUCACCUCCGUGAAGCGGUGGCAGAAGGGGCAGAGAGAGUUCAAGCGCAUCUCCCGCAGCAUCCGCAAGCUGCAGUGCUAGUCGGCCCCCCAGGCCAGCUCCAGGGCCAGGCGGACCAUUUCCGCUCUGGGUCCUCAGCUCUCAUUUCCCAAGCACAGGCCUUGCGGCUCCAGCCGCCAGCCUGGGGCAGCUUCCCUUGCCUUUUGCACGUCUGCACCCCCAGCAUCUCCUGACUUAUAGGGCCUUAGGAGGCCUCAGGCACGAAUAGCUGUUUUCAUAUACAGGAAAAACCCACCCAGAUCUUGUAGAAAUGUUCAAACUAAUAAAAUCAUGAAUAUUUUUAUGAAGUUUUUAAAAUAGCUCACUUUAGUUUUGAAUAGGUACAACUGUGACUUGGGUCUGAUUGUUUUGUUUUUUUCUGUUUGGUUUGGGUCAACUGACUUUCACUUUCAGCUGAGGUUGCUGUAACGUGCAAAUGGCUUCAUUUUCCUACCUGGCCCAAACUUUUGUGGGUCACAAACCUCGUUGAGAUAAAGCUGGCUGUUAUCUCGACAUCUCUCCACUCCAGCCUGAGACUCAGAGCCUAAGUCUUAUAAUAAUUCACCUGUUAUUUUACACCCUCCUUGGGGACUUACCACAGUAGCAUGUACUGCAUUUCUGGGUAGAGUACUUCCAUUUAUCAAAAGCACAUUAACCAUCAUAGCAUGAGUUCUUCGAAUAAAGGGCAAAAGAGAUUCUAUAAUUGACCUGAGUACUUUAAGCUUUGUUUAAAACAUUUUUUUACUUAAUUUUGCAAAUUAAACCAUUGUAGCUUACCUGUAAUAUACAUAGUAGUUGACCUUUAAAAGUUGUAAAAAUAUUGCUUUAACCAACACUGUAAAUAUUUCAGAUAAACAUUAUAUUCUUGUAUAUAAACUUUACAUCCUGUUUUACCUAC
This is a messenger RNA of Neomonachus schauinslandi (Hawaiian monk seal), 1742 nucleotides long. RefSeq names its product secreted frizzled related protein 2 (gene SFRP2). Gene Ontology annotation, molecular function: Wnt-protein binding. NCBI's taxonomy places the organism in Eukaryota, Metazoa, Chordata, Mammalia, Carnivora, Phocidae. Gene Ontology annotation, biological process: canonical Wnt signaling pathway; non-canonical Wnt signaling pathway; negative regulation of canonical Wnt signaling pathway. The record is from RefSeq and is a predicted model, not a curated record. The coding region runs from base 2 to 886 and encodes 294 amino acids. The transcript is spliced from 3 exons.